Aspergillus nidulans FGSC A4 is the source of this 921-nucleotide messenger RNA. RefSeq lists its product as uncharacterized. Bases 52 to 921 code for a protein of 289 amino acids. The transcript has 3 exons. Gene Ontology annotation, cellular component: nucleus. Lineage: Eukaryota; Fungi; Ascomycota; Eurotiomycetes; Eurotiales; Aspergillaceae. The record is from RefSeq and is a predicted model, not a curated record.
AACUACUCUACCCACACGAGCUCUUGUGUCUCGUGCCUUUCUCACAUCGAUAUGACAGACGUCGCGGCCCUGGAGGCUGAGGUCAAGGAGUUCAAGCUUCAGCUUGAAACCGUUCAAUCAAGUUUGCAGGUAGACCCAGAUAACACGGAAUUACAAAGUCUCAAAGCUGAGCUGGAAGAACUUAUAAACCUCACUGAAACAUCAAUCGCCGAACUCAGACCUGCAACUCCCCAACCAACCACCGCUCCAGCAAAAUUAAAGGGCUCGAGAGAUGACAACGCUUCGAAACCCGGCUAUCGCAAUUCGACGGCCGAGCAGACAGAUGACAACACAAACUCCGGCCCGGCUUCGUUCUCCGUGAAUGAGCAUGUACUUGCCCGCUGGGUAUCGGGCGAUAAUUCUUUCUACCCGGCCCGCAUAACAUCCAUCACCGGCUCGUCCAGCAACCCAGUCUACAUCGUCUCUUUCAAGUCAUAUGGGACGGUGGAAUCGCUAACCGCAAAAGACCUCAAACCCAUUUCCAACAGUGACUCGCGAAAACGCAAGGCUGAUGGAAGCCCAGGCAGUUCAAACCACUCCCCAGUUCCUCAACCUCCCCACGCGAGCGUCAUCUCGGCGGCAGCAGAUAUCAACCCGGCAUUAGCCAACCAGGCUCGCAAGGAGCCCAGCAAGGCCACCGAUGGGCCUGCACGUCCAGCGAAAGUGUCGCGAAAGGUCAAGGCCAACAAGGAGCUCGAGGCGGGUAAGAACAAGUGGAAAGAUUUUGCUAGCAAGACAAAGAUUGGGCGGAAGGACAGCAUGUUCAGAACUGGAGAGGGGGUGAAUGCUCGAGUUGGCUUUACCGGCUCCGGGCAACAGAUGCGCAAGGAUCCCACACGUACACGACAUGUCUACCAGCAGGGCGAUGAUGAUAAUUAUUGA